GCAGACUCGAAAAAAAAGCAAUCCGUUUUGCGCGGUCCCGCGAAUUAUUUUCCCCCUGAUGGCAACGCCCAUUAAAUUCGAGCAAGUCGCGGGGCACCCCUCGUCUAUGGUUCGCUUGCGAGACGGAAAGAUAGCGAAAAGGACGAUAGAGCGGGAAGCCGAGUUUUACAAGCAUAUUUUCGAUUCUGGCUCGUCUUUCUCGGCGCUGGUUCCUAAGUUCUACGGCGUCGAAGAGGUUGACGGACAUCCAUGCAUCAUCAUAGAGGACUUGACGGCGGGGUUCUCCAAGCCCUCGAUUAUGGACGUGAAGCUUGGAUCUACCAGUGCCGAUCCCAGAGAUGGAAUUUUGAAGCAGAUAUCCAUGAAGUCCAAGGACCUGCAAACCACGACCUCGACGUUGGGGAUCAGGAUUUGCGGUAUGUCGAAGCACGAUAUCAAGGAGAACAAGGUUAUCAGGAGAGACAAAAGUUGGGGUAAAUCUAUUAGUCAGAGUUCUAUGCUCGACGCGCUGAAGUCGUAUUUUCUCGACGGGUACAGAAUUCGCACGGACGUCAUAUCAGGGUUCAUCAGAGAGCUUGAGAAGCACCUGUCGUGGUGGGAGCACAAUUCGGAGUUUCAUCUCAUUUCGGCAUCGUUGCUGUUCAUCUACGAGUCCGACCCGGUGAGGUCUACGAAGGUGGUGGUCAAGAUGAUAGACCUGGCUCACAGCAUUUACCCCAAGAAGAAGGAGAAUCAGGUGGACAUCCUGUUUGGAUUGGACAACCUCAUCAACUUUUUCAACGAGAUCCUGGAUAACGUGCGCAUAAAUAGGCCUACUUUUGCGUCUUAA
Messenger RNA from Schistocerca gregaria, 829 nucleotides. RefSeq lists its product as uncharacterized. The record is from RefSeq and is a predicted model, not a curated record. NCBI's taxonomy places the organism in Eukaryota, Metazoa, Arthropoda, Insecta, Orthoptera, Acrididae. The transcript has 3 exons. Gene Ontology annotation, cellular component: cytoplasm; nucleus. Gene Ontology annotation, biological process: inositol phosphate biosynthetic process. The coding region runs from base 59 to 829 and encodes 256 amino acids. Gene Ontology annotation, molecular function: kinase activity.